AUGUCAUCGUCAUUUACUCGAGUCGUGCGCCCUGCGCUGAGGGGAGGACGAGGCCUUACACAGCGCGUUGCCACACGAGUCGCCGCUCCCCGUCCCAUGACGAGAAUAAGCCCUAACACUGCCCGUCCUCUCUCCACAACGUCCUCUCGUCGCAAUGAACACAUCGAUAUCUCGGAGAUUCCUCCUACGCCCAUCACUCACCUCUCCGAGCUCGAGAACGCCAUGGUUGAGACUGUCUCCAAGUUCGCCACAGAUGUGAUCCUUCCUCGCGCGCGUGACAUGGACGAGGCUGAGGAGAUGGACCCCGCUGUUGUUGAGCAGCUGUUUGAGCAGGGUCUUAUGGGCAUUGAGAUUCCCGAGGAGUACGGUGGUGCUGGCAUGAACUUCACCUCAGCCAUUAUCGGCAUUGAGGAGCUUGCCCGCGCCGACCCCUCUGUUUCAGUCCUCGUCGAUGUGCACAACACCCUCUGCAACACAGCUAUCAUUAAGCACGGUUCUACCGCUAUCAAGAAGAAGUGGCUGCCUCGCCUCGCAACCAACACUGUCGCCUCCUUCUGUCUCUCCGAGCCUGUCUCUGGUUCAGAUGCCUUUGCCAUGGCUACAAAGGCCACAGAGACCGCCGACGGCUUCAAGAUCUCGGGUAGCAAGAUGUGGAUCACAAACUCCAAGGAGGCUGAUCUUUUCAUCGUCUUCGCUAAUCUUGACCCCAGCAAGGGCUACAAGGGUAUCACAGCUUUCCUCGUCGAGAAGGGUACCAAGGGUUUCUCUAUCGCUAAGAAGGAGAAGAAGCUCGGUAUUCGAGCCUCAAGCACAUGCGUCAUCAACUUUGACGACGUUGAGAUCCCCAAGGAGAACCUCCUCGGCGAGCGCGGUCAGGGUUACAAGUACGCCAUCAGCAUUCUCAACGAGGGCCGAAUUGGUAUCGCCGCUCAGAUGACCGGACUUGCUCUUGGUGCUUUUGACAACGCCGCCCGCUACGUCUGGAACGACCGCAAGCAAUUCGGUUCUCUGGUCGGUGAGUUCCAGGGUAUGCAGCACCAGCUUGCCCAGGCCUGGACUGAGAUCACCGCUGCCCGCGCUCUUGUCUACACCGCCGCUCGCAAGAAGGAGGCCGGCGAGGACUUCGUCAAAGAUGCCGCCAUGGCCAAGCUCUAUGCUUCCCAGGUUGCUGGACGUGUCAGUGGACAAGCCAUUGAGUGGAUGGGAGGCAUGGGCUUUGUCCGUGAGGGUCUCGCUGAGAAGUAUUUCCGUGACAGCAAGAUCGGCGCCAUCUAUGAGGGUACCAGCAACAUCCAACUCAACACUAUUGCCAAGCUUCUCCAGAAGGAGUACACUACGUAG
Messenger RNA from Fusarium sp. VM40, 1341 nucleotides. Lineage: Eukaryota; Fungi; Ascomycota; Sordariomycetes; Hypocreales; Nectriaceae. The record is from the annotation of a GenBank genome assembly.